Cricetulus griseus (Chinese hamster) is the source of this 4507-nucleotide messenger RNA. NCBI's taxonomy places the organism in Eukaryota, Metazoa, Chordata, Mammalia, Rodentia, Cricetidae. The record is from RefSeq and is a predicted model, not a curated record.
GUCUCCACCAUUUCCUAGAAAAGAGGAGAAAACAACUAAAUUGCAGGAGAUGGUGACAUUCAAGGAUGUGGCCGUGGUCUUCAGCAAGGAGGAGUUGGUCCUGCUGGACGCCGCCCAGAGGAAGCUGUACCGAGACGUGAUGCUGGACACCUUCAGGACGCUGCUCUCAGUGGCACAUGAGCCCUUCAAACCAGGUCUGAUAGCCCAGCUGGAGAAUGAAGAGAAGCUUUGCAUGGUGGAAGCCCAAGCAGGUGGGAACGAUGCUUCUGGGUCAGCGGGUGGGAGUACUUGUCCCAAAGCAUUCUCCUCAUGUCAGACCUGGCCAGAAGGUGCAGGCGUGUUACCCAGAGGUCAGGGUUCCUUGAAAAGAUGUCCAGAGAGGAACACGGAGUCUCAGCACCAAGGAGAUUGCCCCUGCCUGGUGUGUGCAGGCAUGCCGGUUCAGAUUUCUGAAGAUGGGAACUAUGUGUUGCCUCCUGUAGAUGAUGACUCUGCCUCUAUGAGAAAUCAAGGGUUUCUGUCGCUGAGAGCCAAGCAGUCCUGGUGGGAGUCUUAUCUCCGAGGCUCAUGUGAUUGCCAGUGGGAAGGUCAGCAAAUGUCCAGAAGGAGUCAUUUCUGUAGGUGGGAUGGCAUCAGUUGUUUCUCCUGCCACAGGGACAAUGAGGGGUUGCACAGAAAGGAGGAAGGCUCUAGUUUCCAUGACAACAGAGAAGAGACCAUGAAGGUAUCAUCACUUAAGCAGGACUUGGUUAAAUUAGGGCCUGAGCCCUGCCCAUGUACUGAGGAUAGAAAAGCCUGGGGCCUUGGUGACAGUGAGGACCACAGCUCUCACACACAUCAGCAGUUCUCCUCAAGAGGAAAGCCCUGCACACACAGUCCAUGUGCUAAGGGCUGUCAUGAGGGGUCAGCUCUUCACAGUCAUCACAGUGUGGAGACGGGAGAUGAAGGUGCUGCUGAGAGCCCUCCUCUGGGUUCCCCUCCGAGGGUGUGUACAGAGCAAGCGCUGGGCCGGGCCAGUGAGAAUGUCCAUCACGGCUCCCCUCUGAACAUCUGUGGGUGUGCCCACCCAGGCAGCGCCUCCCAGCAGUGCAGCAUCCCUGAGGAAACUUUGGGUUGUUGUUUACACUGUAAUAGUAAUUUUAGGGCCCACACUAGGGAAGAGCCCAGCAAAUAUGAGGAGAAUAGGAAUGUGUCUAAUCAGAGUUUGUAUCUCCAAGUGAAUGAGAUCAUCCGUGCUGAAGAGAAACUAUAUCCAGGUGUGGCGGGCAGAAAAGAUUUCACACACUGUUCCCAGUUUGACCCUCGUCACCGAGUUCCUGUGGAAGAGACUCUCUAUAACCCUGCAUGUGGUAACCACUUCAGUUUGCCCCCACAUUUCCAGGACUUCCCAACAGUGCAUCCCAGGGAACAGCCGCAUAAGCAUCCAUACGGUACCAGCUUCGGUCAAAAGUUGUGUGUUCAAGGCCAUCAGCAACUUCUCAUCAGAGAGAAACCUUUCAGUAAACAGGGUAGAAAUGGAUGUAACUGGAGUUCCCGGUCAAAAGAUCAUCAGAAACAGAAGCCACACAAAUGCAGCACCUGUGGGAAAGGCUUCAGUCACAGAUGGGUUCUUAACAUCCACCAGAGAGUCCACACAGGAGAGAAGCCGUACAAGUGUGAGGAGUGUGGGAAGGUCUUCAGCCAGAGUGCCUACUUGCAUGCCCACCAGAGAGUCCACACCGGGGAGAAGCCAUACAAGUGUGAGGAGUGUGGGAAGUGCUUCAGUCGGAGUUUCUACCUGCAAGGCCACCAGAGAGUUCACACUGGGGAGAAACCAUACAAAUGUGAGGAGUGUGGGAAGGAAUUCAGUCGGAGUUCACACCUUCAAGGCCACCAGAGAGUCCACACUGGAGAGAAACCAUACAAGUGUGAGGAGUGUGGGAAGGGCUUCAGCUGGAGUUUUAAUCUUCAAAUUCAUCAGCGGGUUCACACAGGAGAAAAACCCUAUAAAUGUGGACAAUGUGGCAAAAGUUUCAGCAAGGCCUCAACUCUCCUGGCCCAUGAGAGAGUCCACACUGGAGAAAAGCCUUACCAGUGUGAUGAGUGUGGGAAGGGCUUCAGUCAGAAAUCAUACCUUCAAAGCCACCAGAGUCUUCAUUCUGGAGAGAGACCAUAUAUUUGUGAGGUGUGUGGGAAGAGCUUCAGUCAGAGAGCAUAUCUACAAGGCCACCACAGGGUCCAUACCAGAGUAAAACCAUAUAAAUGUGAGAUGUGUGGGAAGGGCUUCAGCCAGAGUUCCCGCCUUCAGGCACAUCACAGGGUCCACAUGCGGGGGAAACCGUACCAAUGUGAGAUGUGCACGGAAGGAUUUAGUAAGAGUUCUUGUCUCCAAGCACAUCAGAGGAUCCACACAGAAGGAAGACCCUACAAAUGUGAACAGUGCGGUAAGGGCUUCAGUGGGUCUUCCAGUCUCCAGGCCCAUCAGAGGGUCCACACUGGGGAGAAGCCGUACAAAUGUGAGGUGUGUGGGAAAGGCUUCAGCCAGAGAUCAAACCUUCAAGCUCAUCAACGAGUCCACACAGGAGAGAAACCCUACACGUGUGAUGUUUGUGGGAAGUGUUUCCGCUGGAGUUCAGGACUUCUGAUCCAUCAAAGAGUCCAUAGCAGUGAUAAGUUCUGCAGGAGGGAAGAGUGUAGGAAUAGUUAUUCUUCUGAUAACCUAUGCAGAAAUGAAGGCCUGUCAAAUGCUGUUCUGUUUUGUUUAUGAAAAUGUAGUGUUUGUACCCAACAUGAAUGCCAGUCUUGGUUGGGAAGCAACAUGGUGUAGAGCUCUACCAAGAGUUUGUCAAAAUCUCAACAAGCUUUUGCAGAGAGGAUCAAGCACUUCCCAACAUGCAUGUCAGCAGGAAUUAAGAAAAGUACAAUAGGGCUGGAGAGAUGGCUCAGAGGUUGAGAGCACCGACUGCUCUUCCAGAGGUCAUGAGUUCAAUUCCUAGCAACCACAUGGUGGCUCACCACCAUCCCUUAUGAGAUCUGAUGCCCUCUUCUGGUGUGCAGAUAGACAUGGAAGCAGAAUGUUGUAUACGUAAUAAACAAAUAAAAUCUUAAAAAAAAAGAAAAGUACAAUCUUCAUGUCCACUAGGACAUAACCUGGAUGAUAGAGACAUUGUCCCCUGCCAAGGCUGCAUGACAAUGGCUAGAGAAAUGGCUCAGCUGUGAUGAGCACUGGCUGCUUUUUAAGAAGACCACAUGGUGACUACAUGGGGCCCAGACAUAUGUUCAGGCAAAACACUCAUAUACAGAAAAAUAAAUGAAACCUUGCAUAGUCAGACAUUUCCUUCCUGACCACCUGGUCCCAAAUAAUCACUCAGAGGCUCAUAUAAUGUACAAAUGCUCAGCCAAUAGCUCGGGCUUGUUACAAGUUAACUCUUAAACUAACCCAUAAUUCUUAUCUACCUUUAGCUACGUGGCUUGGUACCUUUUCUUGGUACAGCAUUGUGGUGUGAAUUCCAAUUGGUCUUAAUAAAAACCCAGGGUCAGAUAUCAGUUGAAUUGGUGAAUGAUCAGAGACACAAAGGAACAAAUCACAGCCACCUCCCACCUUGCCAAUUUCUCGGCUGAAAAAGGGCCACGGUCCAGUCUCUGCCCUGCUUUAUCACUCCUCUCAGCCCAGCCAUACAUAUCAUGUCCUGUUUCCUCCCAGGAGCAGGGAUUAAAGUAUGUGCUACCAUGGCCUGGCCUCUAUUGCUAACUAGUGGCUAGCUCCUCACUCUGACCUCCACACAAGCUUUAUUUGUUAAAGCACAAACAAAAUAUCACCACAUUUGCACCUUUUUGUCUAAAAUAAAAAGAUUAUAACUAAUAAAUACUAUGUACAGUAAGUACAAUAACUAUAAACAACACACAGGCAAUAAACACAUCAACAAUAUCUAAUCCAUUUAAAUUUGACAAGUUCAUUGAAGAUACCCCAUUAUUUAUCCUAUCUUGGUGAGUCCAAAUUGUAUCUAAUUCACCUUCUAUCCUAAUUUGUAUUACCGAAACUAUCUUUUAAUGUCUCUACCUCUUAAUCCCGAGUCCUAGGAUUAAAGGUGUGUACCACCGCCUCCGAGCUUCUGACUGCUGGGAUGAAAGGUGUGUAUCACCACUGCCUGAUCUCUAUAGCUUAUGGCUGACUUUGCUUUCUGAAUCCUCAUGCAAGCUUUAAUAAAUCAGCAAUAAUUACCACAUCACCACACUUAGCCUCAUCUUUCCUCCAGGUCCUCCAUUGUAAUUGAGGACCAGGCUCCAAGACUGCUAUGUCUCUCCAAUCUUGAGGGAUAAUUAAUUCUAUUACAACGGGUUGGACGCGAGUUUGAUGUCUGCUUCACAAAGGGUGAAUGCACGGCAUAUGAGACUAUAGUUCCCUUGAAUCUCCUUAAAUCUAACAUUUCCAUAGGAGUCCAUUCAGCUCUUGCACAGCCUUGGGAACAUCUAUCAUUUGGCCAUUCUUGUAAGGUCACUGGAUAAAGUUGGUUGUUUGAAAACCUUA